Saprolegnia parasitica CBS 223.65 is the source of this 6111-nucleotide messenger RNA. RefSeq lists its product as hypothetical. Lineage: Eukaryota; Oomycota; Saprolegniomycetes; Saprolegniales; Saprolegniaceae. The coding region runs from base 1 to 6111 and encodes 2036 amino acids. The transcript is spliced from 13 exons. The record is from RefSeq and is a predicted model, not a curated record.
AUGGAGUCGACGAUUGCGCGGGCUUUUGAGUUCGUCGAGGACUCGCAGUCCGAGGACGACGACGCCGGCUACUACGGCUUCCGCCCGCCGACGCCAGCUCCAGAAGCACCUGCCGCUCCAGCUCCAGCAGCACCCGACGCUCCAGCUCCGGCGACCGAAGCACCGGCGACCGACGCUGCCCACGACGAGGACGAGGUCGGCGACGAGGAUGGGUUCAAGGUCGGCGACCUCGUCGAGGUCGAGACGCGAACGUGGCCAGGCAUCAACAAGAUCGGCGGCGCAGCGCGGGUCAUUAGCGUGUACAGCGACGGCGGCGACACGUUUGUGGACGUGCGCUACUUCCUCGGCGGCAGCGAGAAGCGCGUCGACGUUGCAUACGUGCAGCCGUCCGACAUCCACCAGAAGCGCGCGCGCCAGCGCUACUCGCGCGUCUUCUUCCACGACGAGUUUGCGGACGAGUAUGGCCGCAAGCGCCGGGCCGACCUCGACGCAACGGCGGAGCUACUACCCAAGCCCAAGCGAUCGAGAAAGGACGGACCACCUCGGCCCGCCCCGGAGCACCUGCGAACGCGCAUCCUCGACGACGACGAGGGCAGUAGCAGCGCUGAAGACGACGUGUUCGUGCCCAGUCUGCCUCGACUUCAGCCACCAGAGACGCCGGCAAUCCCUCGACCAAUCGCCAUGCCAAAACGGGCACCCCUGAACGAAGACUUCUUCAUCACCACGGGCGACUCGGAUGACGACGAGCGCCAUGACGUGACCAAGGACGUGACGCAGGCCAUCAUGAGCUCGUCACCAGUCGCCAAGUACGAUGCGGACCAACCUACGGAGGUUGAAAGUGACUACGACUUUCAGGGUGGGUCAUGGAGCCCGGUGACGCACGACGACGAGCCACAGGACGCACCGCAGCCCCGUGUUCGGCGACAGAAGCGCGCCAAGAAGCGGCGGUACGUCGGCGGGUACCUCGAGGAAGCCGACAACUUUAUUCAACCCGAAGACAACGCAAUGGAGCUUCCGGACGACGUGCGCAAAGAUACGGGGUUUCGCCUCGGGAAAACGUCCAAGGACCUUCUGCACCAGUAUGCAGUGCACACGGAGCAGUUCCAACUCGUGCUCGCCGAGUUUGGCCGCGCCAAAGAGAGUCUCGUCGGCAGCUCGUUGGCGCCACUCGCACUCUACGACAAGGUUCUCGAACUCGAAGCGCUGCACGCGCUCUCGAUCAUCCGGGAAGAAGAUAUUUUGGAUGCGAUUCUGCGCAAAUUAGACGCCAAGGGCAAGUCCAUCAAACCCGUCGAGAACCUCCAGCACGAUCAGCGGAAAGAGCAAGUAAACGCGUUUGCAAGCUGGCUGCGCCAGCUGCGCGACACGACACUGCAGCGACUGCACCGAGACGGGCUGUCGGUGCCAUCGCAGAUGCCGCCGCCACCGACAAAGAAGCGUCAAGCGAGUCCAAGCGACAGUAGCAGCAGCAGCGACGACGACGACUACUACAAGGCGCCGUCGACCGAGACCGCAAUUCCGGCGUUCAUCGAGCAGUUCCACACAACGCGACCGGCACGCCCCCGCGCCUCGGUCGCAGUGCCGUCCACCCGGCCCAAGCGCCAUGACAAGACCAAACCCAUCACGAAACAACAAGCAAAGCCGGCAACGACGCCGUUGCUAUGGGACGACGUGUACCACGCACCGCCGCACCGAGAGCAGUCAGCGCUGCCGUGGUUCUUCGAGCCCGCACCUAAUGACAACGACGUGGGAUACGACGACACGGACGACCGAUGUGAUGCGCCGACCGUGUUUGUGCCCCGGACGCUCAACAGACGUACGAUUCCGGCAGCUGUGCUCGAGUCGACAACGUGGGACUGGAAGGCGCUCGUCAAACCGACGCGCCGGUCUGCGCCGGCGCCCUCCCGCUCGGUAGCCCCAGCCACGAUCGCGCCAGCGCCCAAGCCGCCCAAGCGGUCCCGAUCCCGCAACGUGUUUGAAGCGCUCUGGCGACAUCGGCAGGAGCGAUCGCGGCCGCUCAUUCCGUUUUUCCCACCGAAAAAGUCUGUGUCGGCGUCCCGACGCCAGCCCGAAGCGCUACCCACCGCGUCGCCACCGGUUGCGGACGAGCCAUCCGUGACACCAGAUGUCUGUGUCUUGGACUAUGUCUCUGACGCGCUGCCAACGCUACUUGUGUACUCGGCCGACGUUUUUGCGCGUAUUGAAGCCCGCACCAUGAUGACACCACAUCUGUCGCCCUCUCUCUUUCAUGAGGAUGCGCCGAUUGGUGCCGUGCUGCAGCGGGCCUUUCGGUCAUUGCGGCAUCGUCUCUGCGACCUCCAGACCGCCGAAGCAAUGUGGCUGGAGCAAACCACGCAGUCGCACACGUUGUCGGACGAGGAGCUGGCACGGGACGAAGCCGCCUUGGUGGCACAAGCGGCCGAUUGCAGUCACUUGCUCGCGAGCCUUGCCUCGUACCUCGCUGAGCUUCGCCUGACGACGACCUGCCUUCCGCAUGUCGCCACACUGCUCCAGACGACGCCGGCAUAUUACUACUACUUGGAGCUCACCGAAGCAGCGUCGACGCCACUCUUGUCGGCACUAACGAGCGUGCACGCGCACUGUGUGUCACUCGUGCCUGGCAAACAAACGCAGCAAGCCGCCGCGCUCUUCCUUCUCGAGAUGCACUUGCAUGUCCCGCACCUCUUAAACACGGGCGCGGACGGCUACGACGCGCUUUGGCUCCAGCUCAUGCGUCUACACGGUGUCGAAUUCUGGGCGUUUUUUACCGAGCUAUUACCGCACCUUCGCAAAGUCAUCGCAGCCACGUUCGUCGCGGAGGCAUCCACGAGCCUGGACAUGCUGCUUCGUGAGCUCGUGUGGGACACGACCGUCGCAUUGGCCCCGCUCUUCGCCCUUGCCGUGCCAACGAUUGAAACGCUACACCACUGGGCGCUUGUCGGGUACCUCCUUGCGUCCAUGGACGCGCUGCCAUGCUCGCCGCGCUUUGACGCUACCAAGUACGACUACCCAUUGGACAAGGUCGAGCGCUAUCGCGUGCGCGUGCUCCAGCGGCUCUUGCUCUUGUCGUCGAUCUGGACGCCCAACCAUCUGCCCAUUGUGACGAUUGUGUUGAGUUUGAGCCAAGGCGCAUCGAGCCACCCGGGACAGUGCUCGUGCGUUGCGUCGACCAGCCAUGCGUGCAACGACGGCGACUGCCCGUGUCUGCGCAAGCACGUUGCGUGCACAUGCUCCAUGCCGCAGUUUUGCAGUUGCCGCUUUCCUCGCUUCCUCAUCGAGCUCGCGACGGACGGGACGACCAACCUCGUCGAUGCCAUCGACCAGUGCUCGUCCGUCGAGCUCAUGGGCCGCGUCAUCGCGAUGCAACUGCGUCAAUUGGACAAAACUGUCCAGCGCAAUCGCUUCCGGCAUCCAAUUCUGACGAUCCUCAAGCCCGCAGCCGUCACUCCGACCGCCAAAUGGAACUGGUCGGGCAUGACCGCUGCCUCCAGCAAACCGAGUGCGGUCGUCGCGGCACCUGCGACGGCGGCGACGGCCCAAACCAACGCGAGCACGCGGCGACAAGCCAAGCCGCUCGCUGCGUGGCUCGACGACCGAGCAACGGCCCUCACGCAGUGCACGGUCUUCCUCUCCAUGGCGCUGAGCACGUUGACGUCGCAAACGGAGCCGAAAGCGCUCAAGCGGGACGUGGGCUACUACGCCAAGGAAAUCUUCCGUUUUUGCAACAAUGAACUCGAGUACGACAGCCUCGCGCUGCACGCGCUCUGGCUCUUGGCGCGCGGUCUCGUCUCGGUCGCUCGGCAGUGCUUGCCGUCGCUCGUGACGUCGAUGAGCGACCUCCUCACAGACAUGGUCAAGCGGCUUCAGGACGAGCUUGGUCGACCAAAAACGACGAUCGACACGCGCGUCGUGUCGCCACUCGUGGUGCUGCAAGCCAACAUUGCUUUGACGUUGCACUGCUUUCUGGACAUUGUACGAGCGCUCAAGCAGCUGGAGCUCACCGCCGGGAUCGUCGAUGACGUUGCGAGCUGCUUGAUUGCAAUGUUCAACAGCGGCCUUGACGCGGUGCUUCAAGCCAGUCUUCUCCAACAGGUGCCCGCCACCACGAUACGACUCGCGCUGGACCUUCUCGACGCGCUCUUGCCGCCCCAGACGUCGGUGCCGGCGCCAGCGCCCGUCGAUGAGUUUGAUGACCCCGAAGAGCUUGCGCUCUUGGCGGCUCUGGACAUGGACGCAUUGCUCUCGACCAAUGGUUCGCCGUCGACGAUGCCAGCCAUGACGUUUGUGUCCUUGGUGACAACCCAUGUUGGCGAUCACGUCGUCAAGCAGCUGCGACCGUCGCUGCAAAAGCUCGUGCUCCAUGCGCCGCAGACACCAAACGCAAUAGCGAUCCUCGGUGGUGUCCUCUCGCUCGCGCCGGGGACGAGCUGGGACCUUUUGCUGGCGUCGACGACCGCUGCGUCACUGCGCCUCGUGUUUCCAAGAACGUUCUCGUACGCGCUGCGUCGCGCGACCGACAAGGUAGCCUUCGUGGCCGCCUUUGCGCAGACGCACCGGCGCGAGUCGCUGUUUCUCGAGGCGUGGCUGCUUUGUCUCAUGGACGCGACGACGUCGGACGAGGUCAUGACCGACAUGACGCGCGCGUUGGCGCCACAGACGCCGCUUCUGCACCACGUGGAAGCCACUCAUCGCACUUCUGUAUGGCGGGCGUUUGCCAAGAACAUUGCAACCAUGUACACACCGCACCCGCACCUUCUCCGGUCGGUGGUGGCCGAUGUCUCGAAAGGCUGGCUCGGCGCGGUCCUGGACGGUGCGGCGGCCAGUCUCCUCGAGCUCUGUCUCGACCGCCCGCAGUGGGCAGCGCUGCACGCUUUUCAAGACUCGGUCCUGCCGUACACGAUCUAUGACGCCCGCGUGCUAUCAGCCGUCGAGCGCGGGUCCUCGGCGACCGAGCGGGUCGUGCGGUACGUUGCCCGUCUCUACGACGGCGUUGGCGCGCUCCUCGAAGGCUGCGGACACUUGGCGCGGGGCAAGAGCCUCGUGUUUCACGUCUGGCUGCGCGAACUCUUUCCCAGCGCGAGCUACGCGACGCACUCGACGGCCGCCGAGAGCCUUCUGCACGGUCAAGUGGCGUCAAUUUUCCGAGACAAGCCGGGGCCGCCCACGUCUUGGUUUGGAUCCAAGCUGCCCAAGCCGUGGAUCCAAGUCGUCGACGUCGCAAGAACAUUCUUGGCCGUCCAGCACUACCCGACGCUCCUCGACUGGUUCGCCCAGACGGCGUCCGUGUACCGACUGUACGAAGGCGGGUUCGCCUCAUCGCCCUUGCGUACUCUAUUGUACAACCUCGUCGACCCCGACGGACCGUUGGGCCUCGCGUCGUUUUACCCGAUCGAGUCGAAGACUGCUUUGCCAAGCUACAAGCGCGAAGCCGACUACUUUGCGCGCGGCCUCUUUCGGCAAGCGCCGGCGCUGCGACGGCUCGUACUGGAGGCCUUUGCCCACGAGAUUGUGUCGACCCGCCUCCAUGCGCUCGUUGGGUCGGAGGACUGGAUUCCGCUCUUGCAACUGCUUUGGACCUGCAGUUCCGAGGCAACGACGCUUGGGACAGCGCGCGAAUUCACGUGCAGCUUGCAGCUUUGCGUCGAGCACCUCGUGUCGCACUUGAUGUGGCCGGACGCGCCCGUCUUCUCACCCCUCACGUACGUAAUUCGUGGCCCCUGGCUCCAACUAAGAUCUCAUGAUAGGUCGGUGCUGCAUCGCCAGCUCUUCGGGUUUGCGCUCAACUGCAUGGCCCUUCCGCGGGAUGAGACGCUGCCCGAUACGUUCGACCUGAGUUUGCACAUGCUCGUGCUACGGGGUGUGCAACUGCACGGUGCGCUGCAGACGCCGCCGAUGCCGCCGUCGGCUCAGACCACAGCGACCUUUGAGCGUCUCCAGACGCAGCUGACGCGAGACCACGGGUUUCGGUUCCGGUCGUCGCCGCCCGUGCUAGGGUCGAGCGCCGGCAGUGGCAUCAAUUCGUUCCGCGCGCAAGGCGAUCUCCUUGUCGGUGUCGACGCGCUCCUCGCGGCGGCCAAGCGCUCGUCGCGGUUCGCGCACCUUGUAGUCUAG